CAUUUAAAAUAUAAAAAAUGGCGUCUAUUGCACAGUCCAAGCUGAAGAACGUCAAGUCUACUGCCAAGAAUGUAGUUGAAAAGUACAGAGAGGUAUUUUCUUCCUUAUUAGAUGAGUGCAAGGAAGGGAAUGACCUGAGGGCAGCUUGGAGGUCUUCGUCAAUGCUGCACUGGACGAGAGUUUGGGAAUUGUGUCAUCUAAGGCAGUCAUGACAUUUUUCUGUGAGAAGAUCCCUGAGCUAGAGAAAAGUGUGGCUAAACCCAUGUGCCUGUUCACUCUCUCCAAAAUGCAAUCCAGAAGUGUCUCCUUUGAGGAACAGGCCACUCAAGUAAGACUGUCACUGUCAAAGAUUUUAGAAGCUGAGCAGAAUUGGACGGAAAGUGCUGAACUGCUGUGUGCAAUUCCUAUGGACUCCGGGCAAAAAAUAUACCCUUCGGACUUCAAGAUGGAAGUGUACCUAAGGAUAGCUCAGCUGUAUUUGGAAGAGCAGAAUCACGUAGCUGCUGAGGCUUACAUCAACAGAGCAGCUUUGCUGCAGUCAGAGGUGGACAGAAACGACCUGCACAUUAUUUACAAGCCGAUUUCAGACGUACAUGUAAGUUCAACGAUGCUGCUCGGCGCUACAUCCAUUUGUCUUAUGAGCCUGCCAUUCACCCCAGUGAGAGGCUGCAGUCACUGCGCUGUGCCUCUGUAUGUGCCAUACUCUCCCAAGCAGGACAACAAUACUCAGCUGGAUUAACUUAACAUCGCAUGCCUGGUCCAAUGAAAGUUGUACAAGGAAUGAUGAGCUGAGCAAUGACACUGUGUCUGUUUGAGUGCACUCAUCUUACACACUUCGCCAUUCUUCUGAGCCCCGGAACAA
Messenger RNA from Halichondria panicea, 862 nucleotides. Its product is annotated as COP9 signalosome complex subunit 4-like. The coding region runs from base 209 to 739 and encodes 176 amino acids. Gene Ontology annotation, cellular component: COP9 signalosome; cytosol. The transcript is spliced from 7 exons. Lineage: Eukaryota; Metazoa; Porifera; Demospongiae; Suberitida; Halichondriidae. The record is from RefSeq and is a predicted model, not a curated record.